Hibiscus syriacus is the source of this 1305-nucleotide messenger RNA. RefSeq lists its product as uncharacterized. Lineage: Eukaryota; Viridiplantae; Streptophyta; Magnoliopsida; Malvales; Malvaceae. Bases 280 to 792 code for a protein of 170 amino acids. The transcript is spliced from 3 exons. The record is from RefSeq and is a predicted model, not a curated record.
UGAAACUCUCUUCCUAUGGAGUCUGUCUUAUCUCUCUGUUUUAAAAAACAAAAUUGAUUCUUGCAAGUGAAGGCAGAUCAACGAGAGUUAAAAACAAAACUGGUGGGAUUUCGAUUUCAUCACCGUCUCUGAAAUUCUGGGUCUUUUUGCCUUUUUCGGUGGGGAAGCUUUUAAGGUUCAGCUGGGGAUUGGAUAUUAGCUAUAUUUGUGCUUCAUAUUAGAAACUUUUUCUUGUGCCGAAAGAUUCCUAACGAAUCGUCGCUACGGUUAAUUAAACAUAUGGCUUUGGCCUUUACUCAUCUUUCAUGGUGGUUAUGGAGUGGGAAACAUCAAGAACCUAGAACUGCCAAUAAGUCCUCUUUAAGUUCCUCACCUGAUUCAGGGUUAUGGGAAUCAGAUAACCUGAAGUUUCCUUGGAUUAAGAGGGCUAAUAUGUCUUCUUCGUCGAGAAGAGUUAAGAGGAAAUGGCACAGCCGGGAGGAAAGAAAGAUCGAUAGGGAAUAUGAUGUAGUUCUUGUGCCAUCUGAUGGAGGGUGUGUGUCGGGGUCCGAGUCUGAUGGUUCUGAUUACUCCAUUGGAUGGUUAGAGCCUCAUGGACCUGGAUUCCAGAGUGAUGAUGAUUCGGAUAACAGUUUUGCAGUAUUGGUUCCAUGUUACGGGCACAAUCAGGAUAAUGUGGUGGCAGAUUCAAAGAACAAUAUUCUCGGUGCCAUUGUCAACCUUCCUGACAAUUAUUCUGCUGAAAGCAAAAAGUACGUGGAACAAUGGCUUUCUUCCCUGCAGACUAACUGAUGUCAUGCACCAAUGAAGAUUGCAUAUGAAUGCCCGUCUGCUGGAAGAACGUGGUCUAGUGUUUAUAAGUAUUGUACAAAGAUAUAGAUAGCGUAAAUUCUUUUAAAGAAGAUAAGAAGAUGGAGGGCGGACGAAUGACUUGCUUCAUCGAUUUGUUUUUGCAAAUAGAAGAGGAUCGGAACAGAUAUCAACCGAUGAGCAGCAGAAACAACAGUGAGGGGACCAACGUGGUGUGAAUAUGGGACUAGACAUGUCCUCUUCUGCUGUUUCCUUUGAGAACAAAAGAGAAUAGAGCCGACGAUAUGUCUUCCUUGCAUGCCGUGAUCAGAUGAAGUAGAUUAAUGUCCAUUUGUGUCUGUGUGUGUGUGUGGUAUAUUUAUUGGGAGAUUUGGCUAGGAAUAAAGGGAGAACGUUGUGUGUGUAUUCUAAUUCUUUGCUGUAAAUAUCAGUGUACAUACAAAAAUCUGAAGCAGAUUUAUGUUCUCGUUGUACUGCUGUAAAUAUAAUAUUCGA